This is a messenger RNA of Drosophila santomea, 1634 nucleotides long. RefSeq names its product protein bag-of-marbles (gene bam). The record is from RefSeq and is a predicted model, not a curated record. NCBI's taxonomy places the organism in Eukaryota, Metazoa, Arthropoda, Insecta, Diptera, Drosophilidae. Bases 138 to 1457 code for a protein of 439 amino acids. The transcript is spliced from 3 exons.
CACAAUUCUUCCUCUUCCUUCUGAAAUCGCAGACUGCGUGGCGUCGCGCCAUUUUAAACGGUAAAAAGAACCUGCCAAAAAGUACACAUUGCAAAAGUCGAAAAAUCGCGAGAAUUUAGUGAUUUUGCUUGGAAAGGAUGUUUAAUGCACGUGACGUGGGUCCUGUGGGCAACGAUGAGCAGCAAUUGGAUCGCAAUUUCAAGCAAAUGGAGGAGCAUUUGGCCUUCAUGCUGGAUUGCAACGAAAACGAAGCCCCGACGCAGGCCACUUGGGACAUCGAGGAGUCGGACGAAGAUGGUGCCAGCUGCUCGUCCAGCGUGCUGUCCGAAAUGCAAGAGAACUUCGGUAGACUCCGGUUGUAUGACAUCUCAGCACCGCGCCUCGAAUUCCACGGCCUGGGUUGCAUGCAACAGCUGCAGAAGCGUUCGCGUCAAUUCGGAUUUGGAGGUGCUCCGGCCAAGAAAUCGCGGGCUGGAGCAGUUACAGCCUUCGUAUUGGUCCCCGGGCCAAAGCAGGAGCAGCUGCAGAAGGAGAACGUGUGGAACCAAGAGGGCACGUCCGCGGUGCAGCCCAUAACUAUGGAGAAACUGCGUUUGAUUGGUCUGCGCGGCGAUUGCCUAGAGCACAACGCCGUGCUGCGUUUGAUGAAUCUGUUCAGAUCCUUGCAUGAUCACCUAACCGCCGACUUGGGCUUCUCGCGCCAAAAUUCCAUGCCCUCGGAUUACCUGUUCGAUAUGCCGGUCAAGAGCAUGAUGCCCAAGAGCCUGAAUGUGCGCUACCAACUGCAGGUGCUGUGCACCAAAGUGGAGCGCUUCCUUGGUCAGCAGCGGCGCACCCUGGAGACCAAUCGCCACUUUGAUUUCGAGAAGUACGACGAGUGUGACAAGUUGCUAAAGGGUUCUGCAUCCUAUUUGAACACCUUCAAGCAGUUUCUAAACAUCGAAAUGCGCCAUCGAAACGGAAACUUUGCGAGCAGCUCCGCUAAGUUCAAUGCGCAGCGACUGGAGAGUUUGCUGAUUGGUCUGCGCGAGUGGCUCAAGGCUGCGCAUCUCAGUGUGCACGUGUUUAACUGGGAAAUGGAUCUGGAGCAUCGCUAUUCCGCGGCCAUGACCGAAAGCCAUAAGUCAUUGACCGAGAGAGCCAUCCUGUUGGCCGGUGCCGAACAGAGGUCGGCAAAACCACGUGGGAUCAGUUUGGAGGAGCUGUUCAUCGCCAAGAGAUAUAAUCUGGAUGGCGCGGUCUGUUGCGCCCUGGAGCAGGAUGAGUUCCUCACCGCUCUGCUCGCCAGUCCGGAAACCUAUUUCCCGCCAAGCGUGGUCGCCAUUUGCGGGCCACACAAGUUUGGCGCAGUGAACAUGCAGGAGCAGUCAGAGUCGGAGGAGGAGAUGGAGGAGUUUGAGGAAGCGCCAUCAUCGCCGCCUCGUUACAUCGGACGUGUGCCUCGCUUCAGAAGCUAAACUGCAGCUGGUACUCGAUAAAAGAUUGGUUACAAAUGGGCAAUUUAAAAACUUUCCAUAUUCAUGGACAGCAUAUCUAUAAUUUAAAAGUGUAACAAACAUUCAAACGAAAUCGAUUUCGUACAUAUCUUGUAAUUUAUAUUUGUCCAUUUAAACGGACUACAUAUUUGUAUUCUU